AUGAGGAAACUGAGGCUAAGAAAGGUUACGUACUGGCCAGAGGUCACACAGCUGGAAGAUGCAGGAUCAGGAUUCAAACCCAGCUCUGCCUGCUGCCGAGGCCUGGAUGUUUAUACUACCUGCCCUUCAGCCUCUAGAAGCAGCUUGAGAGCUGAACCAGAAUCGGACCCAGAGGCCAACUGCAGCAAAACCAGGAGUUAUAUGCCAAUGACAUCCCUGCCCAAGCCUGCUGCACUGGCGCUUGCUUUGGUUGCCAGAUUGGUUCGGGAGAGUGGGCCUCGGGAGAAGACCCCCAGAUCUCUGGAGCCAAAACCUUUGGUCCUGCCCGUCAGAGACAGGUCUGCUGCCCCUGAGACGCCUGCCCUGCCUUCAUCUCUGUCUGCUCCUACUCUGACAGCCUCCUCCUUCGGCCGCACCGAAGAAACCCAACCCUUGCCAAAAGAAGAGGACCAGAAGGAGAGCGGCACCAAGGUACCUGGAAAGCGAGGGGAAGAGGAAGCUGGGGUCGGAGUGGACCACUGGCUGAACACACGCACGUUUCUGAAAUAUGUCACCGUUGCCAGGUCUGCCCAGGAGAAGAAGCGGCUGAAGCAGAUGAAGGAGAUGGAGUUGGUCUGGAGAGUGAAGGAGCCGGAGAGGGAGCUCGCUUCCCAGAGCCUGGGCUCCCAGAGGACCUUGAUGAAGGAAGGCCUCCUUACCCUCCGGGGCAGUAGGACCCUCUCCGUGCCCACUGGGCCGAGCAGCCCCUGCAGAAACAACGCCGGCGUCGUCCGGAAGAAGCGGGCCAACCGGGCCCCACUGUCCAGCAUCUCUUUCAGCAAGCAGGAGCUCAGCUUUGCCCGCCAUGCUUCAGUGAAACUCUUGUUUCAGCCCCACCUGUCUUUGGGGCUUGUGCAUGGGACAGGAGAUGUGUCCAUCCCCUGGGGCUGCCCAGGUCAGACGCUCCUUCCACGUAGGCUCAGCUCCAGUGGCCUGCGGCUGGCAGGGCUGCUCUCCUCCAUGCGGGGUGCCUUGGAGAUGGCGGAGCAGCUGUGGGAGCUGACACGGCUGCUGGAGGCCGAGGAGUACCAGUCUCGGAUGGAAGGCGUGGGGCGGCUCCUUGAGCACUGCAAGGCCAAGCCAGAGCUCAUCACCGCCAACCUGGUCCGGGUCUUUGAUGCUUUCACCCCAAGGCUUCAGGAUUCCAGCAAGAAAGUAAACCAGUGGGCGCUGGAGUCCCUCUCCAAGAUGAUGCCCCUCCUGAGAGAGAGCUUACAGCCUAGGCUGCUCUCCAUCAUCAUUGCCGUGGCAGACAACCUCAACUCCAAGAAUGCAGGAAUUUACACUGCUGUGGCGACGGCGCUGGAUGUGACGAUUGAGAGUCUGGACAACUCUGGCCUCCUACAAGCGUUUGCUGGGCGGGUGCAUUUCCUGAGUGGCCGCACAGUGCUUGAUGUCACAGAACAUCUGUCCGUGUUGGUGGCCUCAGUUUACCCCCCCCGAAAGCCCCAGGCCGCGGAGCGCCACGUACUUCCGGUCCUCUGGUACUUCCUGAACAACAUGAUCGGGAACGGCAUCCGGCCCGGGCGCGGCGGGAACGUCCGCACGGCCGUCUGCCCGCUGUGCGGGAGCCUCCAGUGGCAGACGGGCUCGCGGCUGCAGGACUUGGCAGCCAGCCAGCCAAAGCAAGUCCUCAAAACGCUCCAGGAGCUCUUAGACCCCGAAUCCCUGUGAGACAGCCCCAAGGUCACUGACGGGGUGGGGAAGGCACCUGACAGCAAGACAACUGGCAGCUCACGCCCCUUUCAUCUGGAUUAAAGACAGAUCUAGAAUGAGCAAUCGUUAUUUUUAUCUUAUUUUAUUUUUAUGA
Molecule: messenger RNA, 1849 nt
Organism: Kogia breviceps (pygmy sperm whale)
Lineage: Eukaryota; Metazoa; Chordata; Mammalia; Artiodactyla; Physeteridae
Source: RefSeq, a predicted model, not a curated record